Messenger RNA from Oryzias melastigma (Indian medaka), 1154 nucleotides. RefSeq names its product transmembrane protein 272-like. The coding region runs from base 140 to 673 and encodes 177 amino acids. The record is from RefSeq and is a predicted model, not a curated record. Lineage: Eukaryota; Metazoa; Chordata; Actinopteri; Beloniformes; Adrianichthyidae. The transcript has 5 exons.
UGAGCUCCACUCACAGUGGGAGGGUCAUAGGCCACACCCACUCAAGGCGCGGCUGCGCAGUUGUCAAACAGGCAGCCGAAGCACUACAAACAUUAAGCUCCCUGAUUCAGCCAGAAGGUCAGAGUCGUCUUCACUAAAAAUGUCAAAUAACAAGAUCCUGCCUCAGAUCCCCAGGCCUCCUAAACCUUCUUUGCCUGUACUAGUAUGUUCAAAGCUGAUUUUUUGCGCCUUGCCCAUCACUCAGAUCGCAUUAGGUGCUGCUCACUUAGACGACUGUCCGCGGCAGCACAACAUCCCCAUCUAUCUGAUCGUGUCGGGGGUCUUUGCUCUGGUGCUGGGGGUUCUGUCUUGUCUGCCCUGCACUCAAGAAUCUGAAGAGGGAAGAGCCCCCCCUCCACUGAGCUGCUUGUGCACAGUCUGGAACUCGCUGACGAGCUUCUUCCUCUUCUGCUGGUUCAUCGCCGGUAAUGUGUGGAUUUACUCCAUUUACGAGCCCGACUACAACAAGAACACGAACAGCACGGACUUGUACUGCGACAAAACACUCUACUUGUUUGCAUUCUGGACCACAACUCUAGUUUACAUCAUGGUUGGCGUCCUAAUGGUCAUCGGGUGUUGCUUCCUUCUCUGCUUCUGCCUCUGUGGCAAGGCUGACCCCGACGACAACGUCUAGAGGCUCUCUGGAGUCGCACACCUUGCUGAGUUGCUCGCUGUUCAGAAAUCUCCUUUUUGGUACUGGUUUCAGGAGACACUAAGUCUCCACCCCAUUCUGGGUCUUCGACCUUUCCAGAACAUGAAAUGUAAUAUUUUUUUUUAAUAUGUAGCUCCUCCUAUAUUAACUUUUGCUCAUUUUUGAGCUAAAAUAACUCAAAUUUGAUCAAAAAUAUGCAUUAAAACCCUGUUUAACAAUCAUGUUUUCCAAUUAAUAAAUGUUUAUUCUUCUGUUUGAUAUUUCAAAAAAAUAUUUGUUAGAAGAGGACAAACUUCAUUAAAGGUUGAAAUCAUUCAGAAAACAAUAAAAUAACUCUCUUUGUGAAAAAAAUCUCUGUUUUUUUCUGUUCUACAAUGCAAAAGGAUGAUUUAAAGCAUGAAUGAACCAUGAGGUAACACACAUAAAAUAAUAAAUUGAGAUUAAAAAUAAUCCCAAAAUUGGA